UGUUCUGUUUGCGCCACAGUUAAGUGGUGUUACGUUCCUGUGCGACUGAUAGUUUUCUCUGUUGUGAGAACCGCAGCUAAACAUAUUGUCACACUACAGGUCGGGAACAAGAAGUGCUUCUGUAACAGCCAUGACUCUACCACGAAUCCUCAUCCUGCUUUUCAUCACAGUUGCAGCAGCAUCGCGACACCUACAGAAGAGAGACUGGGUUCCUUCCAGCGACUGGGCUCGGUGUGCGGAGCUUGAGCAGCAGGCGCUAGGCAACCUCACCAGUAUGAGGCUGAUAAUGCGAGGCGACGGUUUCACCACUUUGGUUACCAAUGGUACCCUGAAUCUAGACUGCUCAUCAGCGACAUUGGAAGGGAACAGAAAAUUGAGUGAUGAGGCUUGGGAUGUGUGCGUGAGUAGCACGGACACAGAUAUUACCAUCUUCACCAGCGGUUACAGCCACAUCUGCAACAAUCAAGAAGCCUUCAUCCAGUCGGAGGCCUGUCUGAGCAGCGGUGCCCCAGUAGAGGCGAGACGUAGUUGUCACAUCGACACCACAGAUUAUGAAAGAAGAUGCCGUGAAGAACCUGUUUGCAAUGAAAACAACCUCCAACUCAGAAGUGAGUGUUCCGGACAAAUAGCAUCUCUUCUACGACACAUGGCUGCCAUUGAGUUCGGGCCCUUCAUGGACGUCAAUUACUGUAUUUACCGAGUAUUCUGAAUCACCAUUGGUUUCAGUUUUUUCCCCGAAAACGUUCCGAUUGUCUUGGCAAAGCUAUCUGUACACGUCUACCGACACGAAUAACACAAGUCAACCCAGAGCAUUUGGAACUACAUGUAGUUGUAUAACAUACACGCACGUUCCUCUUUGCAGAAUAUACCCUUUUCUCAACACUU
Messenger RNA from Haliotis rubra (blacklip abalone), 885 nucleotides. RefSeq lists its product as uncharacterized. The transcript has 6 exons. Lineage: Eukaryota; Metazoa; Mollusca; Gastropoda; Lepetellida; Haliotidae. The coding region runs from base 131 to 709 and encodes 192 amino acids. The record is from RefSeq and is a predicted model, not a curated record.